AUGCUCCAUGCCAGCGACGGGGGAAGCGAACAAUCCGGAUCUGUUUGGACGAGAGCAGGCUGCAAGAACAGCUACAAGAAAACUACAGAUGUUGGCACCAAGCAUUCGCAUGCGUGUUUUCACGACUGUCGGAAGUGGUGCUACUUGCUAGGUCAAGCUGUGUGGGGCUCCUCAGGCGGUGUUGGGCCGUGCUUUGCUGUGCUCAUCGGGGGAGUUUUGAUGGUGACCGUCGUUCUUGCACUCACGCUGGCUUUCACGGGGAUGGCGAUUGGAUACGAUUUUGAACAAACAACAAUACCAUCUCCUAUAAUUCCACCUUCAUGGGACGAGAAGCACAAGGAACUACCAGAGGCAGGAACAGCGCAGCUGUUUAGAAGUACCGCCUCUCCGUCGCAUAAGAAACAUAGACAUACAGAAGAAACAAACGGCGAAAACGACCAGAAAAGAAGUGUUGCUUUCAAAAACUACAUUCCCGCCGCAUCAACGGCUAGAAGAUUCAGCUUUCUCGAGCCACGGUUUUUAUUGAGUUUCACGCAUCGCAGGAAUUUCACGGUAGCAAAUGAAAGUAACGAAAAAACUAAGCGAGGCGCAAGCGAAGGGCACCAGCCGUCGUUCGUUCCCUCCCAGGACGUGGUGGCUGCUCUCGAUGGAGCAAGCACUAGUACCGCGUUGUCGCGCUCGAUGACUGAUGCUGAUACAGCAACUUUCGACGGGAGUGAUGAUGCUACUAUUACAAGCUUCUCAGAUGAACAGCGCGAAGGAACAAGGGAUGAGGACGAGAAACUGCUGGACCGGCUCUUGAACGAAACCAUCCUGAACAUCACCGGCCCCCUAUUGUCUGCCAUGUCUUCGCGACGCAGCACCAUGCAUUCGUCAAGCAGUGGUCUACUUGGUACAGAUCUACCGACGUCGUCAGGGGGAUCAGCCGACGCAGAGGUGGACGCAGAACAAAAAAGUGGUGCUACAGGACCGAGCACCAGAGUAGUUGGUACUCCUGGCCUGCCAGUAGGCAACUUCUCGCACGCGGCAGCUCCAUCGGUUUUUCUUUACAAUCACGAUGACGACGGGACAAGCGGGAAUAGGACUAGUGGUCCGUCUGGUGUGGAUUCAUCUGCAACUUUCGCAACCGCUAUGUCCCGGCUGUCCUCCUCAUUCAGGACGGGAGCUACUACUUCAUCUGGUUCUAAUCCUUUCUUGGGUGCAGCAAACGCGACCACUGACCAGGAAAAAGAACAACGAGGACGAUCCUCCUCUUUGUCAUUGCUGAACAAUAGCGCCGCGAUCGAGGACGGGAACGGGAUCAUGGGGAACGACGGCGAGAGGAAUCGAACUGCUGAAGAGGCAGAGGAAGACGGGCGGGAGACGAACGCAGCUGCAGAUCAGCAAUUGCAAGAAAUAGAUCGCAACGAAGAGGAUCAUCAAAUGUCCUUAGCGGAGCAGUGCCAGUCUGCAGUUCUCCAGGUGCUGGCUCACGGGGUGUUUGCGAUGCACGACCUGGAACAAAUCGUACACGAUCCCGAGUGCCGGGCCACGGUGGUGCAGUUUUGUAAAGAAAACGUUUUCUACCCUGGUGUAAAGUACGACAUCUACAACUGCCUGCGGAAAUCCAGAAUGUACAAAAUCACACCCAUGUGAGGUGGGCAGGGUCUUUCUUGAUGUGUUAGUAAACGACUUCUUAUGUUGUUUAUUCAUUUUUCUGAAUACUUGAAAAAGGUAGGUUUCACGACACGUUUCAGUAAAGCACUAUUCAAAUAAAACUUUUAUUUCUGUUGUUUGCGAAACUCACAGAACGAAAAAAUGCACCCUGUCAACAGUGAGUAUGGCGGCUCGCCUCCAUCACGAAGGAAAAACUCUCGAGCAAUUUAGGGAAAACAUAUCUCUUCAAGUGCGAGACAGAAACACACGCGGAGUUUUCUAAGUGAUACUUAAUUACCCCUACGACGGCGGGUGAAAUUCAGGCGUCGCAAUACUUUUAAAGGACUUUCAAAAAACUUUGAAAAUUUCAAACUUUCUUGGU
Messenger RNA from Amoebophrya sp. A120, 2017 nucleotides. The record is from the annotation of a GenBank genome assembly. NCBI's taxonomy places the organism in Eukaryota, Dinophyceae, Syndiniales, Amoebophryaceae.